AUGGCUCUCCCUCAAGGCGCUGACGUUGUCAUAACCCUCUCCGAUGAUGAGAGCAUCGCUAGCGCCGACUCUUCCAGCAUUUUCUCUACUGAUUCCUCAGACGAUUCUUCGGACAGCAGUGUAUCGGACAACGAAUCCGACAGCGACAGUGAUGACUCGGACGACGACGACGACGACGACGAGGAGGAGGAGGAGGACGAGGGUGAACUCUCUCGGGAAGAAUACUUGGCCAAAGCGGAGCAGCUCGAUUUGUCUCAGCUUCGACAGAAGCGGUACAGUGACGGUACUCAGGACAAACUGGACGAGACCCGCCAGUAUUGGGAUAGGUUCUGUCGUCGUAUUGGUGUUGACCCUGCGCGGCAGUGGCAAUGGAUUUCGGACUCAGAUGAAACAGUGCGUUUCUUGUACGCCUUCUUCGGCUGGCGGUGUGACAUCCGCCGAGGCAAAAACGGUCGACACUGCCCUGGUAUUAAGCGCAAGAGCUCACUGGAAUCAUUCUGGAAAUGGUGGCAUCUGGUUCUGAAGCAAGAGAGUGAGACUCUGUCGGGACUGAGCAAGGACAUCAUGAUUAAAGUCGACGAUAUCCUUGCGUUGGUAGCCGAGGAGAAACACUUGGACUGCACCAGGCGGCUCAAAAAGAAUAUGUACAUUGAAGAUGUCGCCGAGUUCGCCUCUGUCGUCCUGUCCACUACAGAGAUGACCUUUCAAUGUGGCUGGCAGCGAAUCCAACUUCUUCUCUUCACUCAACUCGCCGCGUACACGGCAAGUCGUCCCGCGGCCCUCCUACACCUUCGCUAUCAGAAUCUGGGACUCAAGUUCAUCCGUGAUCCGGAAGGAGGACGCCCGAAGCUGAUUAUCUUUUUAAAACCGGAGUUUACCAAGAGAUUUCUGGGAACCAAAGCUCCGAACGAGUACAAGAUUCCUGAAAUCAUCUUCGAUCCCAGCCUGGUCCUUAGUCCGCAUGUCUGCCUGCUCAGUAUGCUCUUUCACAUCAAGGGCUUCAAACGGCUUUCCAAGACUGGUCCAGUGCUGGAUUGUGCAGAGAAACUCUAUAGCCUCCGUGUUCUGGAUGGCUUAGGUGAACAGCCAUUGCUACUUAACACACUUUUAGAUGAUAAAUAUGUGUUCUGUCAGGUCGACCGGGAAACAACUGGAUGUCGAAUCGCCCUGGACAAGAGAAUGACAGCGUCGAUGGUACGAUCUCAAAUGCGUCUAGCCGGCCAGAUCACCGGUUUUGAUCAGGUGAUCAAGCCCUAUCUUCUUCGAUAUGCAGGAGCCAAAGCUUUUAAUAGCAGCAAGGAGAUUACGGACGCCCUCCAAAACGUUAUGCUACAGCACUCUGAUAUUCGCACAUUCAUCCGACACUACGAGGUGGAUGUUGAUGUUGACGCCCAGGGUAUUGUCCGGAAGACGGGUUCUCAAACCCCGUUGGUCCGAUUUGCUUGCUCACUGAGCGCAUCGAUCGACCCAAAUCGUCCGUAUCGGCUGUCUACCGAAGAGGCACGGUCCCUCAAUGAGCUCCCUGCGAUUUGCACACGGCAAGAUACCGUCAUCAGAUGGAAACAAAAGUGGGAGAACCGCAAAGCCAAGUUAGAACGUCUCAGUAUAGCGUGUCAAGCCAAAGGCACUCCACUCCCAAAACGCUAUCGGAAGCUACAGGCAAAGUUGGACCUUGCUCAGGAUCAGGUGCUGGAAGCAAAGCGGAGGUAUAACAAAGCGGUUCGUGCACUGAAGAACGAGAAGCAACGACAGAAAAAUCGACGGAUUCGAGAAAACCUAAAACGCUAUCGGGAAGAACAACCCGUGAUCGACGUGGAAUGUCAACUGGCAGGAAUGAUGAUUGGCACGAAGGUCCGGGAGACCUUGGAGCAUCAAAACGCCAUGUCCGCGCAGCAUCUGAGAUUGAUUGAGCGCAUGAUGACCGUACCUGGGAAAACUCUGGAAGCCGAGUACCAGCGGCGGAUUCAAGCCAUUGAUGCGGGUACUGCGUAUUGCGGUGUGGAAGAAGGCAGGCCCACGCGUCGAACCAUCCAACCUCGCCGACCUCCACCGGAUGAUGAGGAGAGCUCCGGUCCUGUUGCUAAACGACCACGGUGCUCGGUGGAAGAAAAGACCGAUAAUGCUCUAAGCCGUGCGAUUAAGUCGGUGAUUAUCACGGAGAAAAGCCAAAGACCGGUCGUUUGUUUUCUUUGCGUUGGAAAUCCGCAGCUACCCAUGACGGAGCGAAUCAAGGAGUACAAGAACUCCGGAUCUCUCACCCGACACUUUCUGCGAAAGCAUGCCAAACCCGCUUGGACCAAGAUGAUUCGAUGCAAUGUGUGUAACACUGACCUGGAACACAAGAUGGCUCUUAUGAGCCACGCUGAAUUGAAGCAUGGAACUGUGUCCCGAUCCUCCCCUUCAGCACUUGGACUAUAG
Messenger RNA from Talaromyces proteolyticus, 2418 nucleotides. RefSeq lists its product as uncharacterized. The transcript has 5 exons. The record is from RefSeq and is a predicted model, not a curated record. The coding region runs from base 1 to 2418 and encodes 805 amino acids. NCBI's taxonomy places the organism in Eukaryota, Fungi, Ascomycota, Eurotiomycetes, Eurotiales, Trichocomaceae.